Molecule: messenger RNA, 6720 nt
Organism: Cynocephalus volans (Philippine flying lemur)
Lineage: Eukaryota; Metazoa; Chordata; Mammalia; Dermoptera; Cynocephalidae
Gene: SLC7A2
Product: solute carrier family 7 member 2
Exons: 12
Coding region: 143-2113 (656 amino acids)
Biological process (GO): L-arginine import across plasma membrane; L-ornithine transmembrane transport
Cellular component (GO): plasma membrane
Molecular function (GO): L-ornithine transmembrane transporter activity; L-arginine transmembrane transporter activity; L-lysine transmembrane transporter activity
Source: RefSeq, a predicted model, not a curated record
GAGCGUCUCUUUCCGCGGACCAGCGAGGCGGCGGCCGCUUCUCCGGCCUCCUCUUGCCUCGGGACCCCGACACGCUCCAGCCGCUCGCCCCCCGCCGUACCCUCGGCGCGGCCCUGGCGCCGCCCUAGUUGCCCUCUUCAGAAUGAUUCCCUGCAGAGCUGUGCUGACUUUUGCCCGAUGUCUGAUCCGAAGAAAAAUCGUCACUCUGGACGCUCUAGAAGAUACCAAAUUAUGCCGCUGCUUAUCCACCAUGGACCUCAUUGCCCUGGGGGUUGGAAGCACUCUUGGAGCUGGGGUGUAUGUGCUUGCGGGUGAAGUUGCCAAAGCAGACUCUGGCCCCAGCAUUGUGCUGUCCUUCCUCAUUGCUGCCCUGGCCUCCAUGAUGGCUGGCCUUUGCUAUGCUGAAUUUGGGGCCCGAGUUCCCAAGACUGGGUCUGCAUAUUUGUACACUUAUGUUACUGUUGGAGAGCUGUGGGCCUUCAUCACUGGAUGGAAUCUUAUUCUAUCUUAUGUGAUAGGCACCUCAAGUGUCGCAAGAGCAUGGAGUGGCACCUUUGAUGAACUUCUUAGCAAACAGAUUGGUCAGUUUUUCAGGACAUACUUCAAAAUGAAUUACACCGGCCUUGCAGAGUAUCCAGACUUUUUUGCUGUGUGCCUUAUAUUAAUUCUAGCAGGUCUUUUAUCUUUUGGAGUAAAAGAGUCUGCUUGGGUGAAUAAAGUCUUCACAGCCGUUAAUAUCCUGGUCCUUCUCUUUGUUAUGGUUGCUGGCUUUGUGAAAGGAAAUGUGGCUAACUGGAAGAUUAGUGAAGAGUUUCUCAAAAAUAUAUCAGCAAGUGCCAGAGAGCUGCCUUCUGAAAAUGGAACAAGUGUCUAUGGGGCCGGCGGCUUUAUGCCUUAUGGCUUUGCAGGAACUCUGGCUGGUGCUGCAACUUGCUUUUAUGCCUUUGUGGGAUUUGACUGCAUUGCAACAACUGGUGAAGAAGUCCGGAAUCCCCAGAAAGCUAUUCCCAUUGGAAUUGUGACUUCUUUGCUUGUUUGCUUUAUGGCAUAUUUUGGGGUCUCUGCAGCUUUAACACUUAUGAUGCCAUACUACCUCCUCGAUGAAAAAAGCCCCCUUCCUGUAGCAUUUGAAUAUGUUGGAUGGGGUCCUGCCAAAUAUGUUGUAGCAGCGGGCUCCCUCUGUGCUUUGUCAACAAGUCUUCUGGGCUCUAUGUUUCCUUUACCCCGUAUUCUGUUUGCGAUGGCCCGGGAUGGUUUACUGUUUAGAUUUCUUGCCAGAGUGAGUAAGAGGCAGUCACCAGUUGCUGCCACAAUGACAGCCGGGGUCAUUUCUGCUGUGAUGGCAUUUCUUUUUGAUCUGAAGGCGCUUGUGGACAUGAUGUCCAUUGGCACUUUGAUGGCCUACUCUCUGGUCGCAGCCUGUGUUCUCAUUCUCAGGUACCAGCCCAGCUUAUCUUAUGAGCAGCCCAGAUAUUCUCCUGAGAAAGAAGCUCUGGGAUCUUGUGCCAGCACAGCUUCAAAAAGCGAGUCCCAGGUCACCAUGCUGCAAGGACAGGGCUUUAGCCUGCGAACCCUCUUCAGCCCCUCUGUUUUGCCUACGCCACAGUCAGCUUCUCUCGUGAGCUUUCUGGUGGGAUUCCUGGCGUUUCUCAUCCUGGGCCUGAGUGUCCUGACCACUCAUGGGGUGCAUGCCAUCGCGGGCCUGGAAGCCUGGAGCCUGGCUCUUCUCACCCUCUUCCUCGUGCUCUGCGCUGCUGUCGUCCUCACUAUCUGGAGGCAGCCCCAAAAUCAGCGAAAAGUAGCCUUUAUGGUUCCGUUCUUACCAUUUUUGCCAGCGUUCAGCAUCCUGGUGAACAUUUACUUGAUGAUUCAGUUGAGUGCAGACACUUGGAUCAGAUUUAGCAUUUGGAUGGCACUUGGUCUCCUGAUUUACUUUGCUUAUGGCAUCAGACACAGCCUGGAAGGUAAUCCGAGGGAUGCAGAAGAUGAAGAUGCUUAUUCAGAUACCAUUAAUGCAGCAACAGAAGAAAAAUCUGUUAUUCAAGCAAGUGACCGUCAACAAGGAAAUCUCACUUUACCUUUCCUAUUCCACGAAAAGACAAGCGAAUGUUAAUACUUGCAGAGCAGUGCUGGUCCACAGUCUUAACUUACACAUCCUACAUUGAGUAAACCAUGACGGGAUGUCAUCCUCACACUAGGUUGUCACAGGUUUGCUGCAUACAUAGUUCACCCUAACUUCUACCUACUCAUCUGGACAGCAUCUCUUCAGCUGGUGAAUUAUGUGUCCAGGAAACCUCCAGAGCUCUCUCCUUAGUGUUGAAUAUCCCCAAAAUGGUGGGAGUAUGUGUUUGUACAUCUAUAUAUGUUUGGGAACAUGAAUGUUAAAAGUUAGUUGGUGUUUUACUAUUAAUGUGUUACAUUUCCCAGUGUUGUCAUUAGUGGGUGGUGUAGGCCACACAUGCUGAGAUAAGAGGUAAAUCACUGAACAGAAAAGUGUUUCUGUGUGCCCAGUGCAGUUGGGGAAAUAAUGGUUGCUUUUCCUUAUUAGGCUUCAUCAAUGCCAAUUUAGAACAUGCUGAAGAUGCAGCUACCCCUUAUGGUGUCUAUCACUGGUUAGGUAUAAGAGCAGGGGAUGAGGAACGAGUCUUUUCUAUAAGUGGUAAAUGCCAGCAGUGGGUUUAGUGCAGCUUUCUUUUCUAUGAGGUAUGGCAGUUUGCUAAAACUUUUGCCAGUAGGAGUGUUUCCUUCUGCUGCACUACCUAGGGCUUUCCAAGUCACCACAUGAUCCAUCCCUUUGACCUCCUAUCUGUGAGAGCAGUGGUCCUUAAAUAUGAUGUCUUCACCUGCUGUGAAUGACAUACCCCUGCAACCCAGUGAGGGGCUUGAAAGAGGUACUGUGAUCUACCUGGGACCUUUUAAACUAGAAAAAGAAGGUGGUCCUCACAGCCAGAAAGCUUGUGUAAGUGGCAAUGAUGGGGAUAUGUUUGAAGAUCAGAGAGUUAGGCAUAUGCUUGGGUAAGUAGACACCAAGCAUCUUUUCUUAAAAUGUCAUUUAAAUUAAGCCAAUAGACUCUCCCAGAUCACACAACUGGUGGAAUGAUUCAUACUUCUUUCUAUUACUUAAUAACUAAUCACAAUUCAGUUUUUUAACCUUAUCAGGCACAGAAUUCACUCCUUUGUUUCUAUUAUUUUUUCCUGUCCUGGAUAUGAGGGGCUACAGUAGCAAAUUCUGUCUUUACUGCAUGCAAAUUCUAUCUUUAUUGUAUCCAAAAGAUGAAGGGAUAGAAGAAGAUAAAAUUCUCCUAUUCUGAUAUUAGAAUGACUUGCAGAUAUUAAAGGGCGUUUGGCCUGGUUUAAGGGAUUCAGAUCUGAUUUGCCUCUGAUGUUUCUUUUAAAGAUAUUUUUCUUCCCCCUGCCCUGAUCCUAUAAAUUGUUUAGCACUUUUUGUUCCAUUUGCUUUUAAAUGACCAUGCUAAGCCUGUUAAUAGAAUCUCUAGUAUUCUACAAUAAUCUAUCAAUGAUUGAGGAGUAAAAUAUUUUAGUUAACAUGAUUAUUUAAAAUUUUAAGCUGAAAAAUAAACCAAAUUGAACUAAAGUUAUAUAAACACAGCAACCUUUGUGUAUGAGUAAGUAAAUUUAUAUAUGUAAGAUUCUCUAAUGCUGUAUUUUACUUUAUGGGGUUCUUUAAUAGUGGACUGACUAUUUAUCUACACUGGUUUGCUUCUCAUUAAUUAUUUUUUAUACAAAUGAUUAAAUAGUUUAUUCGAUGAUAGACGCUUAUAUGUGGGUGAAUUCCCAGGAUAUCAUGAUGAAUGUUACCAAGCUGCUUGUUGACCUGCGUAAUCCAAAGGCAAGGAAAAUAUGUUUUCUGACAGUUCUUUCAAGAGAUCAGUUAUUUUAUUGAUGCCAUUAAAAAGCAAGUUGCCAUCAUUUUGUAUAACCAACAGUUUAUUGUGAUUAAAUAUCAAAUAAACAGGUAGAAAGCUUGGGUUUCUGGCUACUAGUGCUGUAGCAACUGUUACAGAGAACUCAUUACUGACAUUCCACGAUUUCCAGGGUGCACAUGGUAAAAUCUGAAGCCCAGAAUUCUUUCAAGCUGCAUGUUUUACUGGAAAAGAGGAGUUAAAUAAGCAAGGGAUAAAAUAUUUUUGUGAAGGCUUAGGCAUGAUCAUAAGUCCUUGCUGUUGUAGCAGUACGCUGAGAACUUCUUUUAUUCUGUAAUCAAUCUAGAAUAGGCCCUUCAGACAGAAACAUGAGCAAUUUCAUAUGUGAAUAUUUAGAUCUUAUACUGUAACAAAAUCAAGAAAUUUGUUUAGAACAUGUUAGUCAGCUAAGACUACUAGGCCUACUGUGUUCAAUAAGGAGCAGAAUUUAGUUAAAAAUUAUUUUUUCACAUUGAAACUUUACAAACACAAAUGUCUAUGAAAAAAUGCUUUGUAAUGACUGUUUUUUUUCUGUGAAGACUCGAUUUGUGUGGUUGUAUGUAUAUAAACACAUUUACUUAUGUUUGUAUGUGUAUAUAUAUAUGUGUGUGCAUAUGUGUUCAUGUAUUUCAAGUGUCAGUGUAUAAGUAAGUUGGGUUUAUGAUGGGUUUUGGAUAUGAUAUUUUUAUGUGUAUAAAAACCCAACACAUGGAGAAAAAUUAAUAUUUUAUAUUGCUUACAAUAUAUAUGCUUACAAUUUUUAGGUUUUGAACUAUUUUAAAAUAUACAGUUUUAUAUGUAUAUUUUCUAUACAUAGAUACUUUAAGAAAUAUUUAUAAUAUGAAAUCACUAAACUCUAGUACAUUAUAACAGGUGCUUUAUAAUCUGACAUGGAGUAGGGCUAGGGGACAUUAGGGUAUUCCUGUUUACUUGUUUCUGUUGUACCUUUCCUGACAUGUCUGUCCUGGUAUGUGUUUAUUAGUAAAAACCAAUACUACCAGCUCUUCUGCCACCUCUGUUCCUACAUUUGAAUUCAUAAUCUUUUGAACAAAGCGUUGUUUUUACUUUUUGAGGAUUACCAAAAUGUUUUGUAUAAAUUUGACUAGUAAUCAACCAAACUUAUAUGAAGUCCUCUCCAGAAAUUAAAGGUACAUAUACACAUUCUUUUAAUUGUGAUCGAGUCAAAGCAGCUUAAGUUACUUUUCUUUUUUACCCUAGGAAAUAUGCCAUCAACGUUGUCAGUGAGAGCUUUUCCUAAUAGCACCUUUUAUACUCUUAAAAAGAGAGAAUGAUUUGUGAAUUACCAUGUAAAGGCAAUGCCAACCUCACAUUUAAGAAGGUACCAAUGCAGACUCAAGUUUAAAAACUAUGAGAAAGACAUAUUAAAACCUUUGAUAUAUAUUAAAAUGCCAGCUUAAUCACAUCUUUCUCAGAGAUGAACAUUAAGAAAACUAAGAUCAAAACAUCAUUUGAGAGAUACAUAUUAAAGAAAAACUAACAGAUACAAUUUCCGCAGGACUUUAAAGGAUUGGGUUUAGAGUGUGCGUCAUGAAUUAAUUAUUAAAGGUCACAUGAUUAGUGGAUGGGGUGAUGGCAAGGGAAAUUAACUGUCCUUUUUGCUAGUGCCGAAACAGUGCCUUCUUUCUACAUAUUCUAUUUUAUAACAUUCUCUAACAUGUCGUUAAAUAUCAAGGGAAAGUACUGAAGUUCGUAUAGUUGGUAAUGCCAGCAAAGGCCAAUUUUUAAUCAUGUAGAUGUGAAUAUAAGGUUGCUUGACUUAGUUGUUUAACUGAGAUUUUUUUUUUUUCUUGUAAUAAUUUAAACACUUUAAAAUAGCUUUCUGGUUUCUGAAUUUUGAGAGGUCUGAUCUGUUAUUGUUAUGGUUGUUGGUUUGGUUGUUGGUUUUUUGCAGUAUUCAUUGUUUAUAUGUAUACAGUUUAGUCUUAUUGAUUUCAAAUGUGUUUUGUUAGGGCUCAACCCAAUUAUUAAUGCUAUUUGCUGGGAGCAGUAUACUUAGCUUUUAUUCACCAUGCCUGAAGCCACCUUCACAAUCUCUAGGCCUUAAAGAGUCUUCCCUGAUCACUGACAGCCUCAUGGAGAUCAGGGCUGGUUCCAGACCAGAACCUCAGGCUGGUUCCAGAGUCAGGCAGCCUGCAAAGUGUGAGCAUCUGUAGCUGCCCCUGUUGGGUGGGGUCUUAGAAUGACAGAGUAGGAUAUGAAGUGAAAGACUUCAAAUGAAAGUAAGGUAAUUUGGGGUCCUUAAUUUCAGUUCCAAAUAUGUCAUGAGUAUAUCAAGAUGAAUAAGGACCAAGGAAACUCUAUGGUUCAUGGAAGGGGUGGCUACUUCCUGGAACCUGCACAGUGGGGCCUGGCCUGCUGCAAUCCCUGCACAUGCACUGCCAACCUUGCAGUACAAAGUGCACGGCUAAGACCCAGUUGAUAGAGCUUUGUAUUGCCAAUAGAAUGGGUUUCUCUGGCCCACGCCUGGUUGGGGGGCUCUUCAUCUCUGGUGUCCACUGGGAUGCCAAUUGUUUGAUUGCUUUAUUCUAUUCUCUUUGUACUUAAUAGAGAUUGUUGAUAGGGCCCAAAACCCUACAGAAAUACUUUGUCUGUAAAAACCAACAAAGCCAUCGGACUUGAGUGAAUGUAAGGAUUUUUUGUUUAGUAAGUAAUUUUAAACUUAAAUGUUUUUUAUGAUAAUCAGUGUUCCUUUUUACUUAUAAAGUUGGAUUAUUUUUUAGAAUUUGUAAUAAAUAAAAGCUAUUGCUGCUUUACCAUUGUAAAAUAUGCUUUCUUA